GUUCCGUUGGCUGCGGCCACCGAAAAGGCAAGCUGGGGGCGGAAAAAGUCAUGGAUGAUUAUAAGACAACGAGCAAAUACAUGCUCAUAUCAUACCAUUGCUGCCCCCUAUCAUUUUCUAUUCUUCCAAACGCUUUUGGGUCUCUUCCUUUCGAUUAAGCUGGCCGGACGGAGACAUCAAACUUUUCAAUACGACCAACGGAACAAACACCAAAGUCUGAAGAUUUUGGAGUCUCGGAACAGACACUCGCUAUUUCACUCUACAAGCAAGGCCUAGAUCUGAAUCCCAAUGCGCUUUUCUGGCCGCUACUCGUUAUCCUGUUAUUGGGGAUCUGAGCAUUUAAUGUGUAUUUAUUUUACUGCAAACACAACAAAAACAAAGGAAACUUGCUAGGAGUCGCUUAAAUCUUUAAGAUUUGAACUGUCUAUUUCUAAAGUACGACCAACGGAACAAACACUAAAGUUUGAAGAUUUUGGAGUCUCGGAACAGACACUCGCUAUUUCACUCUACAAGCAAGGCCUAGAUCUGAAUCCCAAUGCGCUUUUCUGGCCGCAACUAGUUAUCCUGGUUGUGAGUGAAGUGAGCUCCUCUAGUUUUAGAUCUUCAGCUGCAAUGAAGCUUUGACUUUAGAACUUGUUUCUUGGCUGAGUCUUUCUACUUCAGAUUAAUUAGUUUCACUUGCAAGUUGGACUGAUAAUGGUUUUCUGGGAAGGAUAUGUGAGCGAUGAAGUGAUGGGCACCUUUGCACCUAUUGUGCUUUAUUGGAUAUAUGGUGGAUUUUAUCAGUUGCUACCACCUCUUGACAAAUAUCGGUUGCAUACUAGAAGAGAAGAGAAAGAGAAGAAUUUGGUGCCACUCUCAGACGUGGUGAAGGGUGUUUUGCUUCAGCAGCUUGUCCAGGCGACGGUUGCACUUUUCUUGUUGACCUCAAAGGCAAACGAAUCUGGGGUUAUAGUGCAGCCCUCCAUUCCCUUUCAAGUUGCGCAGAUCAUUAUAGCGAUGUUUGUCAUGGAUACAUGGCAGUACUUUGUGCACCGAUACAUGCAUCAAAACAAAUUUUUAUACCGCCAUGUUCACUCCCAACAUCACAGACUGGUUGUCCCUUAUGCAAUAGGAGCCCUUUAUAAUCAUCCUCUUGAGGGUCUUCUUCUUGACACUUUUGGCGGGGCAAUCUCAUAUCUUGUCUCGGGGAUGACUGCGAGAACAGCCGUUGCAUUCUUCUGCUUCUCGGUCAUCAAGACUGUUGACGAUCACUGUGGACUCUGGUUGCCUGGCAAUAUCUUCCACUUGUUCUUUGAGAACAACACAGCUUAUCACGACAUACAUCAUCAACUACAAGGGUUGAAAUAUAAUUAUUCUCAACCAUUUUUUCCCAUAUGGGAUAAACUUCUUGGGACAUUCAUGCCAUACAGCCUUGUAAAGCGGCCUGGAGGGGGGUUUGAGGCAAGGGCAGCAAAGGACUAGUUAGACUGUAAAAAAGUUAGUCUUGUGUGUAAUCGCUCAUACUCUCACUUCUGAUGGGUUCUAUUUUAUCAGAGCCUGGUUCAUUCAUGAGUUACGUUUGUUGAUCACAAACGCUAGGCCUCGCUGUGGAAAUAUAAUCCCAAGUCGUUUGGUCGCUUCAUCACUCUUGUUAAGUUCAUUUGGUCAUGUAAGCUUUGCAAUUCCAUUCUAAUGCGGUAGCGUAAAUGAUAUGGAUAGAGCCUCUCAUCAUCAGGGUGGCUUUGGUGUAUUUAAUUUAUGAACGUGAGAGUUGCUAACAGAGUAUCAAUUUGUCA
Prosopis cineraria is the source of this 1778-nucleotide messenger RNA. Its product is annotated as very-long-chain aldehyde decarbonylase GL1-9-like. Lineage: Eukaryota; Viridiplantae; Streptophyta; Magnoliopsida; Fabales; Fabaceae. The transcript is spliced from 4 exons. Gene Ontology annotation, biological process: lipid biosynthetic process. Bases 697 to 1464 code for a protein of 255 amino acids. The record is from RefSeq and is a predicted model, not a curated record. Gene Ontology annotation, molecular function: oxidoreductase activity; iron ion binding.